Molecule: messenger RNA, 756 nt
Organism: Calypte anna (Anna's hummingbird)
Lineage: Eukaryota; Metazoa; Chordata; Aves; Apodiformes; Trochilidae
Product: MAPK-interacting and spindle-stabilizing protein-like
Exons: 2
Coding region: 1-756 (251 amino acids)
Source: RefSeq, a predicted model, not a curated record
AUGGAAACUCACAAGCGCGGCUUUAACCCUCCCCUGGCCGCAGGCGCGUACUCCCCCCGCCAUGCCCCCCAGCGCCCACCUCCCUGUCCCUUCCCCUCCUCCUCGCUCCCCUCUCACCUCCCUCCAGCCCGGCAGCCACGCUCCAGCCACCGCGUUUCCAGCCUCAACCUCCCGUCUCUCCCCAAGUCUCCUCCUCACACACCUCCCCCUCCGCACCCCGAGCACGCACCGCGCCUCGCCUCGCCUCACCCCACCUUCCCCCAUCUACACCUCAGCCGGGCUGUGUCUGUGUGUGAGGGGGUAACGUCCUCCAGAGAGCUCAGGAGGAAGCGGUUGGAUAGGAAGGGGGGAUAUGACUGUGGAACUGUUGGGACUGGGCGGGGGGGACGGUAUUUCCACACAGGUUUGCCCGCCGGCUCUCCACAGGCGCCAGGGGAGGAGCUCCCCCUUUCCACACACACCCACCCACCACACACACGCAGCGCCCCGCCACCAGCACGGGACCUGCCCUCAGCCGCCUCCAGCGCUCCAUUCCCACCCCCUCGCCUGGCACCUCCUCCAUCCAGUCCCUUGAUUGGGCUGCAGGAGCUGGAGGGGCAGAGCCGCGCAGGACCCGCGCCCGCGCAAGGCAAGGAGGAGAUGAUGCUGCUGCUGCUGCUGCGCGCCCUUCCGCGCCUCUCCCCGCCCUCGCUAACCGCCGCGCGCGCGCUCCCGCCCGCCAGGCGGCGGGGCAGUUUGCGCGGCGCGCGCGUUUAA